AUGACACCUACACUUUGGAAAUUCACACAAGAACUAGCUAGUUUGAACAAAAUUAAUGAUAUAGACAAGGAAUGGAUCAUUGAUGAAAUAAGCAUAAGUGAAUCAUUUUUUAGUUUAAAAGAGCAUGCUAUAUCUAUGGCAAAUGAACAUAAACUUACCUAUUCAAACCAUCCGGGUGAAAUGCUGGCAUUGAACUCCAUACUUCUCUUGGAAGAGAAUUCUAUUCAUGCAAAGUUGAACAUUCCUUCAGACAUUCGGAGAAAGGUCUUCAAACAAAUGAAGGAUAUGUACUCAAAACAUGAUCUACCAAAUGUAGUUAGUGAAUUAUGUCAUCAGUGUGCAAAAAUUGCAAGAGAAGAAACUCGAAUGAAUUUAGAAGAUUCUAUUGAAGUUGUUUAUGAUAAUUUAAGAAAAAUUCUAUUGAUAAGCAUUUGCUCAGGACUUGCCAGAAAGUUUGGGGACAUGUGUAAGUAUACUCCUUGUUUUCUAUUUGAACAUAUAUUUCUCAAAUUAAAUACCAAUUCUACACUCAAAUACAUCAAAUUUAAUAGUGUUGGAAAUUUGUGUACAACUUUUGAUGACCCAUUAACAAUUGAAGAUACUUAUUUACACCAUCUGAUACAUCCUAUCUUGGCUAAUAAGAUGUCACUAGCAAGUGCAUCUAGAAAAAUAGAUUCUGAUGGUGAAGGUCAUCGACCUGAUUUUAUGCUCACUAUUGAUCUUAAUGGAUAUAACAAAUUUGAAAUCUUGUUUGGUCUUUUCAAAUCACCUAGCAAAGGCAAUUCACAAUUGGUAAAUGUUGACUUGGUUGAUUUGGGAGUUCUCAUGAAAGACUCACUUGAUGAUAUCUAUGGCAAAGGAGUUGAAUUGGAAAUGGUUGUCUUUGGAAUUCACUCAUUUGGUUAUAAUAUUAGAAUUUAUGCAAUGGAUCUGUCAUAUGAUGGUGUGUACAGGAUGUUUUUAUUGGGUGAAUUUGAAUUGCCAAGGAGCAAUCUUAGUCUUUGUUUGGUAGAAGUCAUCUUAUAUGAAAUUGUAAAUUUAAAGAAGAAUUUAUUGAGAGGCUUUCACCCUAUGUAUCCAACCAUCACUAAUAAUAAUGAGAAAACUCCAUCAAAAAAGAUUAUGAUGAUGAGAAAGACAUUAGCAACUCCUCAAAAGGUUAAUGUUAAUAAUAUAAAAUAA
Molecule: messenger RNA, 1182 nt
Organism: Entrophospora sp. SA101
Lineage: Eukaryota; Fungi; Glomeromycota; Glomeromycetes; Entrophosporales; Entrophosporaceae
Source: the annotation of a GenBank genome assembly